Molecule: messenger RNA, 1935 nt
Organism: Suncus etruscus (white-toothed pygmy shrew)
Lineage: Eukaryota; Metazoa; Chordata; Mammalia; Eulipotyphla; Soricidae
Gene: RUNDC1
Product: RUN domain containing 1
Exons: 5
Coding region: 1-1929 (642 amino acids)
Source: RefSeq, a predicted model, not a curated record
AUGGCGGCCGUGGCAACAGCUGCGGAGCCGGUGACAGCUGCGGCGGCCGUGGCGCCCGAGGUCAAAAGGGACGGAGAGGACGGAGAGGAGGAGGAAGAGGAGUCGCUGCCGCCGUGCGAGGCGGUGCGCUGGGCCCCCGUCGGGGCGGUGGCGGAGGCGGAGGCCGAGCCGGGGGCGGCGGCCUUCUCGGAAGCGGCGGCGGCGGCGGCAGGGGCGGCGGCCGAGGGCGGGCCUGGGGAUCCGGGCCCGGGCUCCCCGCCGGGCUCCCCGGGCCGCACGCUGCGGCGGCUGCGGGCCGAGCGGCGGCGGCUGGACUCGGCGCUGCUCGCGCUGUCGUCGCACUUCGCGCAGGUGCAGUUCCGCCUGCGCCAGGUGGUGCGCGGUUCGCCGGCCGAGCAGCCGAGGCUCCUGCGCGAGCUCGAGGACUUCGCCUUCCGCGGCUGCCCGCACGUCUUGGGGUACGGGGGCCCCGACGACGACCACGACGACGACCACCCAGACGGCCACGGGCUGCCCCUGGGGGACCCGCCGCGGCUGCGGGGCGAGGAGCGGCAGGUGCGCUGGGCAUCGUCCUUGGGCAUCAGUGAGCAGGAGAAACAAGAACGGCUGGAAACACAACGAGAGAAACAGAAGGAAUUGAUACUGCAGCUCAAAACCCAGCUGGAUGACCUGGAAACAUUUGCCUAUCAAGAGGGCAGUUAUGACUCCUUACCACAAUCCAUGGUUUUGGAAAGACAGCGGGUAAUUAUAGAUGAAUUAAUAAAGAAACUGGACAUGAACCUGAACGAGGACCUCAGCUCCUUGUCCACUGAUGAGCUUCGGCAGCGUGUGGAUGCCGCCGUGGCACAGAUUGUCAACCCAGCCCGAGUGAAAGAGCAGCUGGUCGAGCAGCUGAAAACUCAGAUCCGAGACCUUGAGAUGUUCAUCAGCUUCAUCCAAGAUGAAGUGGGAAGCCCUGGACCGUCAGAUAGUGGGCACUGUGAGUGCAAGACUGGAGGAAAGGCAGUGAAUGGAUCCAUGAGAACUGGCAGCAGCAGCAGACAGCCCCCAGGAAAUAGUAAAACAAAAGCAGAAGAUGUGAAGAGAGCUCGGGAGACUGGGCUGCACCUGAUGCGCCGAGCGCUGGCCGUGCUCCAGAUAUUUGCUGUUAGCCAGUUUGGUUGUGCCACAGGCCAGAUCCCACAAUCCCUGUGGCAAAAAGACCAGGUCGACACAGACUACUCGCCCUUGCUCAAAAAGCUGGAGGUGUCUGUUGACCGAGUGAAGCAGCUCGCCUUGCGACAUCAGCCACACGGCCACGUCAUCACUUCAGCCAACCUCCAGGACCUCUCUCUGGGAGGCAAGGAUGAGCUGACCACAGCUGUGCGGAAGGAGCUGACGGUGGCAGUGAGGGACCUGCUGGCCCACGGGCUGUACCCCUCCUCCCCAGGAAUGAGCCUGGUCAUGGCCCCCAUUGCUUGCUUGCUGCCCUCCUUCUCCUCGGCCCCAGAGGCCAUGCAUCCCUGGGAGCUCUUUGUAAAGUACUACCACGCUAAGAACGGUCGUGCUUACGUGGAAUCCCCAGCCCGGAAGCUCUCCCAGUCCUUCGCCCUGCCUGUUGUGGGAGGCAAUGUGGUGACCCCCAAACAGAGUCUGUUGACAGCCAUCCACAUGGUGCUGACCGAACAUGACCCUUUUAAGCGCAGUGCAGACUCGGAGUUGAAGGCCUUAGUGUGCAUGGCGUUGAAUGAGCAGCGCCUCGUGUCCUGGAUGAACCUCAUUUGCAAAUCAGGGUCACUCAUUGAGACCCACUACCAGCCCUGGAGCUACAUGGCACACACAGGCUUUGAGAGCGCCCUCAACCUGCUCAGUCGCCUUAGCAGCCUCAAGUUCAGCCUCCCUGUGGAUCUGGCUGUGCGCCAGCUCAAGAACAUUAAAGAUGCUUUCUGAUGAAAA